Messenger RNA from Callithrix jacchus (white-tufted-ear marmoset), 703 nucleotides. RefSeq names its product protamine 3 (gene PRM3). Lineage: Eukaryota; Metazoa; Chordata; Mammalia; Primates; Cebidae. The record is from RefSeq and is a predicted model, not a curated record. Gene Ontology annotation, biological process: flagellated sperm motility. Gene Ontology annotation, cellular component: cytoplasm.
AUGGUCAGCAGUCAAGAAACAACACAGACAGCUCUCUCUGGCUGACUCUUUCUGGAAUGUGAGGAGGAGUCUGUGUGUGCUCCCCACCCCCACGCUUCUAGAAAUUAAAUCCCUAACUGCCAUCCCAGCUACAAGGGAAACUUUCUCCAGGGCAAAUGAGGACUGUGGUGUCGGUGCUGUCCCCAACACUCUGCCUUGCAGACCUGCCCUGUAGGGGCUGGCAGCUGCUGGUGGCUGAGGUCUCAAUCCUGUUGGCUCAGACCAGGUUCCCAAGUGGGCGUGGGCUCCAGGAGCCCCUUUGUGAUGUCAGCAUCCUGCCCCACUCACAGCCCCUCCACCAACUACCUCACCUCCCAGUCCAGAGAGACAGGCAACGUGGACCAUGGGUUCCCACUGUGCCAAGCUCAGCACAGGCCACAGCCUGGGCCAUAGCACCGGCCACAGCAAGAGCUAUGGCCGUGGCCACAAAUCUACCAUGAAGAAGCUCAUGACCUGCAUGAGUCAGGAUAACUUCUGUCUGUCAUCAGAGGGCGAAGAAGAUGAGGAGGAGAAAGAGGAAGGAGAAGAUAAGGAGGAAGAGGAGCUGCCGGUCCAGGGCAAGCUGCUACUGAUGGAGCCGGAGCAGCAGGGGGAUGAGGACAGUGCCAAGGACAAGCAGAACCCCGAGCCCAAGCAGAUGCACUCCUGACCCAUGAUGACAGCC